Molecule: messenger RNA, 6794 nt
Organism: Cydia strobilella
Lineage: Eukaryota; Metazoa; Arthropoda; Insecta; Lepidoptera; Tortricidae
Gene: ADD1
Exons: 9
Coding region: 181-3057 (958 amino acids)
Biological process (GO): replication fork processing; chromatin remodeling
Cellular component (GO): nucleus; pericentric heterochromatin
Molecular function (GO): chromatin DNA binding
Source: RefSeq, a predicted model, not a curated record
AUUCACAAAAAUGCCAAAAUGGCGGAACUUAAGCUUUUCGCGUCGGUGUAUUAAUUGAAAACUGACUGCCUAUCCUUUAGAGAUUUUCCUAGCAGCCACAGUGUUGCAUGCCUUUGUAUACUUUCUUGUCAAUGUAACAUUUAGUGUAACUAUAAAAGCUAUAACAAACUUUAAUUAAUCAUGAGUGAGACUUCAAGAAAUGAGUCAAAUUCUCCUGACUCCCAAAUGCCGGCUCAAGAGGAUGAUCUUAAUUUCCCGCCUUUCCCUGAGCCAAAAGAUGUUGAUUUUGAUGAAGAUAUUCCUGAGGAUGAAAGAAAAUAUUAUACAUCUAAAUUUCCAGACUUGAAUACAGUAACAAAUCAUAGGAUGCACUGCACAUCUUGUGAUCGUCACCUUGGGUGCUCAGCUAGCAAUGAUGGCAGGAUGCGGAUGCACCCUAUGCUCCGUACAUUAGUAUGUAACACGUGCUAUGCAUUCUACAAUAGUGGAGAGUUUGAGAAAGGAGAUGAUGGCUCGGAGUUGUAUUGCCGUUGGUGUGGGCAGGGUGGCCAAGUAUAUUGUUGUUCAGAUUGCCCUCAUGUGUUUUGUGCGAAAUGCAUCAAAAGGAAUUUGGGUAUUACGAAAAUUAAGGAAAUUGAAAAUACCGAUGAUUGGAAAUGUUUCAAGUGCAGCAACAAACCCCUAUGGUAUCUUCGAGCGUCAUGCUGGGCUCUUCUGCGUUAUUGUGAUUUAAAGAACAGGAUAACCAUGGCUACUCAAGAUCCAAUUUUAAAGGAUAAGUAUACAACCAGUUGUAGUAGAGAUCUAUCGGAUUGCUGUAAGAAUAAAAAAAGAAGAGAAAAAUUUGAUAGUAAAAAAAAGGAAGAGAAGAAAGAAGCUGAAAAUUCAGCAAAAAAAGCAGCUGCAGCAGUUAUUUCAAAAAUACCGCCCACCAUACAGGUAAAAAAGUUCGCAUCAAUCAGCAUGGAUGAUAAAUCUGAAAAGAAAGCACAAAAAAGAUCACUAAGUCCCAAGCCAAAAUCCGUAUACCUUAAAAAUCCGAUAGCAGUGGCGGGCGCUAAAACUUAUAGUGGUUUUUCACAAAUGCCGAAAAAAUUGAGGAUGACAUCAACGCCAAAUAUAUUAAGUCCUGUUCGAUUUAUGGCGGAACGCAAAGUUGUCAACAACACACCUCUACGCAUAAGGGCUAAGGGACCUCAGAUGCCGAUGUCAGCCAUGACUCCAUAUAAUGGAUACAACAGUGCACCCUCAUAUAAUAAUUUUAUAAAUGAUAAUAUAAAUUUAUCUUUGGAGAAUUUAACUCAGGGAUUGGACAUGGCGGCGGCUGCAGCAGCGGCGGCAAUGAAUAAUGGCCAGGAAGAUGAUGUAGUCUGCACACCCGAUUUUCCUUUGGAGCCACUGUGCGAGGUGACAGAGGACCCGGCCGACGACGACGUGCAAUGCAUGACCCCCAUACACAGCACGAACGUUCUCAAAUCGAGCCACCCGCCCCCUCUGGUGCCCCGCACGUCGAACAACCUGCCCGACCUCUCCGCCGACAACAUCAUACAGAUGACCGAGAACGACGUCACCGUCAACGCGCAGACGGGCGGCCUCAAGUUCCGCGUCGACCCGCAGACCCUGUCCUCCAACAAAAUGUACAGGCUCCCCGACGGCCGGAUCUUCGCCAUCAACGCCAACCCGAACAUGCCCGGCGGGUACUCCGCCACCAUCGUGGCCGUCACCGAGACCGCCAACAAGAACGUGCCCAAAGGCGCCAUGUACUCGGCCAAGCUGAGCGCCGUGCCGCCCCGGCCCGGCCUCACCCCCGCCCCCGCGCCCGGCGCCGCCCCCGGCCCCGGCCCCCGCCCCCGCGCGACGCCCGUCCGCAUCGCCCGCCGCGCGCCCCACGCCGGCAAGGUCAACCGCGGGACGGAGACGGUCGCGAGGGAGUGCGACUUGGAGGUGCCCGUCGAGUGGUACAGAUACAAUUUGAUAGACGCCGUCGACGCCUUGGAGUAUUCCUUGUCGCGCUUGAACAAGUUGAAGAAGGACGCGACGACGGUCCACCUGCGAACGCGGACCGUGGGCGAGAUGCGGGGCCUGCACAGGACGCUCGAGCGGCUGCUGCACACCUCCACCACCAGAUUCAACGAGAUCAGGGACAACCUGAACAAGGGACUCAAACAGUACCUGGCCAAGAAGGCGGGCAACGGUCCCAGCAGCAUCAGCGACGACGACGACGACGACGACGACGAUGUUGAAAUAUUGCCCAAUCCGGCCGAAAAUGAUGACCCCAUUUUCAUUGACGAGAAUUCGGUAGAUUCUAAUGCGAACGAUACGAACUCCGUUGACCGGCAGGAGGUCGAUUUGACAGAGGCGAUGAGUAAUAGUGAACUGAAUGACAGUGGAGAUAAGUCCGUUGAGAUGUUGGACGACAACUUUUUGAAGGCGAACGAAGAAAUGGAAGAUAGAUCCAGUGAAAAGAAUGACGCGGCGUCGAAAUCUGAGGAAGUUGACCCCCUUGAAACUGCUGAAGUCGAUCAAACUGAAGAUAAUAAUCUAUCGGGUGAAAAGAAGGAUGCCUCAUCCAAAGUAUCCAAAGACACUGAUCCUCUCGAUGACACAGAUUCUGACAAAAUCCACAAAAACAAUAAUAUGUCCAUAGAUGAAGAUAAGGAAACUGAAAAUGCCAACCCUGCUGAAGACGACGAAAUGGAACAUAAUAAGCAAGAACAAGAUAAAGAUACUAGUGUUGGAAAUAAUGAAAUUCAAAUUAGUAACGUAAAGAGCGAAUCCUCAGAAACAACAGAGAAUAAACCCGUAAACGGUUCAGGAGAACAAACAAAAGUAGAUUCCGAUGGACAAAAUGAAGACAAUGUUAAUACAUCUGACACGAGAUCUGACGACAUAAAACAAGAAACUGACGAUAUAAAAAACGAUAAUAAAGACAAUGACGAUAAAAUUCAGGAUGCUGAAAUGAGUGAAGAAAUGAUCAAGACUCUGCUAGAAGGUGACGACGGUGACAAUGAUGAUGAUACACAAACAAUGAAUAGUCAAGAAAUAAUAGGUGUGUAAACGUUUCAUGGAAACUAGAAGGAUUUUUAUAAUAUGCAUAAGUUUCAUAAAUCUAAAUAAAUUGUAUGUAAGAGAUAAAGAUUUAUUACAUAGCAUAUGUUAAUUUUAGGCAAGUAAAAUAUCAUUCCUAGGCAUUAUUCGUAAACUUCCUUUUACAAACUGUAUUUCUAUGUUUUAGUCACAAUAUGGUUCUUUAAUAUCCGUUUACAAAUGUGUGCAUGUUUAAUCCAUUUAGUAUCAGAGCUGUAAAAGUUAUUAAUUUCAAAUAUUGCAGUGUUUGCUUCCAAAUAUAAUUUAACACGUUCACUGCCAGGGACCUGCCUAGUGGGCGCUCGUAUAUUUUGCUCAGAUGCCAGAAAACCCAUCUCGUCGGAUUGUUGCUAUAGGUAGCCAUAGAUAACAACAGGCUAGCAGGAUUGACCAGCAUUUGGUUAUACCAGCAAAGAAAUUUCAAUUAUUUUAUUAUUGAGAAAUGUUUGAUAUGUUGAAAAUUACGAAAUCCAUUCGGGAUCCGGAUUUUGCACCUAUGAAUGUUUUAAAACCUACAUGUUUCGAAAACCAUUUGGAGCCGCUUCCAAUAGCUCGAUUUCAAAGUGUGAAAAAUUGCUUUGUAAAUACGUGACGUAAUGCCGAGACCGAGACUAAGAACUAACAAUACAAAAAGUAGGAUAAUUGAUAAUAGGAUGUUUGAUUAUGAAACUUGGCAUAGUGGGCGUUCGGUGUACACUACAAUACAAGUACUGUGUUAAUCGUUAUGCGGCGUCGAGCACUGUUUAUUUUUUGUCUGGCAGUGAAUGUGUUAAUAAACAGAAGAAAAAAGUGUGUAGUUCAAACUGGGAGAAGUAGAAAACGAGUAACUUAACCCAUAUGGGCCAACGAGGGCGAUUAAUUCCGACUUAUAGUUCGUUCGACUAAACUGAAAGCUAGGUAAGGUCAAGGAAUUAAUUUUUUUAUUUACUUCGUACUUUGUCACAGUGAUAAUAACAUGGGGCAUUUUCUAUGAAAAGGGACCUUCUUGUCGAUGGCGCUUACAACGCACAGCGCCGCGCGGCAUUGUAUUUAUAUCGAAGCAUCGUUAAUAAUGGCGUAAGCGCCAUCGACAAUAAGGUCCCUUUUUAUAGAAAAUACCACACAUGAGACCCCUAGCAGCUUUCAUAAUAUUGAUUCUCACUGUGACAACGUAGAAUUCAUUGACUGUAGGUACGUUUUUUUAUAUUAUAGGACAAUAUCGCUAAAUUUAAACUUCAUUCGCAAAUUGUUCUUCAGUUGACCCCGAUUUUCUAAAAAUCCGGUUAAAGAAAACUGCUAAACCAAUAUCCAGUGUUAUUUGUGUAAUAAUUUAUAAUCAUAUAUACAUUAAUUAGGAAUAUGAUUCCGUUUAAGUCAACAUUGUGAAAAUUGGUCAUCAGAUCGUACAAAAUGAACGCACUUUUCUUGAUUAUGUAUCUAAUUUGAUCUGAGUUUUUGCUUAUAUUUUAGCAUGAGAUGUAAAUAUAGUUAGGUAGGUCAAACAUUCAAAAAUAUAUUUUUAUUGGCAAUGCAAUUAUGUAGUUUUGAUAGAUAAAUAUUCUGGAGACGUAUUUUAAGUAUUUUUUUCUUCAGUUCAGUCACUACCAACUUUGUUAUAAUAAGUUUUUUGUUUUGACAUCAUAUGAUGCCAGCAAUUUACUUCUAGUAGUAGAUACGUUUACGUAUGGUCGACCUUCACCGAGGAGUCUGACGGAUGAAACUUAUAUUCUCAUGAAAGAAAAUAUGUUCCUGAACAUAAAUAAGGUUGCCUAAAGAAAUAUGGUCAAGGCUAUUUUUAAUAAAUAUUUGAAAAUGAUUUAUUUUUUCUUUAAAUUUCACCGACUUGUCUGACGAACGAAAUAAUUUCCAAUGAUUGAUUGAUUCCUGUUGUAUAAGUUGUAUACUUUCCAUUGGAACUUAUUUCGUUCGUCAGACAAGUCGGUGAAAUUUGAAGAAAAAAAAUAUUUUCAAAAAUUUAUUAAAAAUAGCCUUGACCAUAUUUCUUUACUUACUCUGUUGGCUCAGCGACCCAAAAUGAGACUUGGCCUCCGACACAAGACAGCGCCACUUUUUUUGACAACUUUAGGCAACCAUAUUUUUUUUUUAUGCAAUAGGAAGCAAACGAGCAGACGAGCCGCCUGAUGGGAAGCAGUCAUCGCCGUCCAUGGACAUAAGCAAUACCAGAGGAGCCACUUAUGCGUUGCCCACCUUUGAGAACCCUAAAUACCUGCUUUUUGAAGAAUCCCAUGUCAUAGCGCAAGGGAAACACCUCAGAAGGUAGCUCAUUCUACAACUUGCACGUUCUGAGCAAAAACAAGCGAGAUGCCCGCUUGUUUUUGGUUUGCCACGUGUCAAGAAAGUGAGGAUGAGCUUUGUUUCUUUGGCGGGAGGUGCGGUGGUAAAAACGUGAUGGUGGCACCAGAUCUAAAAGUUCUUCAGAACAUUCCCCAUUUAUUUAUGUUCAUUGUUCAGGAACAUAUUUUCUUUCAUAAAAUAUAAGUUUCAUCCGUCAGACGUAUCGAUGAAGGUCGACCAUAUAUAACGUAUCUUAGGCUAUUCGUGGUUUGUUAUCAUUUUGUAUGGCUACGUUACUUUCUUUUGGCAAAUACAGCCACGUGUGUUGCUUGCAUUACAAUGAUAUCAAUGUCGAUAACUGGCGGUGUAACUAAGUGAAGACUAACGUCUCGGCCACGGCAUUGCGCGACCGGCUUCGGCUAAGGCGAAAACCAUAGGUGGGAACGAAAGGUCCGAUCGCUGUGUCUCACCUCAACCUAUGGUUGUCGCCUUAGCCGAAGCCAGUCGCGAAAUGUCGUGGCCAGGACGUAAGCUAUGCCACAAGGUCAUGAUGACCCAUGAGUCUCCGGUAGAAUUUAUUUGUUGUUUUUGCGUUUAACAAUGUUAUUUCUGGUGGCUUUACAGUGAAUUUGUUUUUCGUUUUGUUCAAUUUUUUUUAUUAUCACUUAUGGUUAAAAUUUUCUGAGUUGAGUUUUGAGGCUUAAACCGUCAUUGGCGUAAUCUGUUGAACAAGCCUUUGUUUCUUUUAUGCAGAGUGGUCAGCUCCUGUCUUCUGCACGUGUGGAAAGCAACAAUGUCGUUUAAUAAAAAUCAACUGUAUCGUGAUAGUACUAAAAACCGGCCGCCGACAUUCAGGUAAACAUUUUUGGAGAUAACAAAACGAGUUAUCUUCGAAUGUGCUGUUACAUGAAUUAAAAACUUAUAAUUCCUGUUCACUUAUGACGGUAGUAGUAGUAAUAACCGCUGCAGAAAUGAAACAAUAUCCUUUUUUUAUAACAGAUUAGGACCCCAAAACAUCACCUCGGAAAAUUCCAACUAUACGUAAGUUGCCUAAUAGAAGUAUGUAGUCAGAAUUUCGUUUUUCUUAGAAUGCAAGCUCAACCGUUUACCUGCAUAUAACAUGGAGGUAUGUGAUCAUAGAAGUGCUAAGAGAAUAUGUAACUGAUACUAGCUGUAGCUAGGUUGAGCAAGCAAUUUAAACUAUUUACGAAUUAUUUGUUUGUGAUUAUUUGGUAUUGAUUAAGUUUAUACUUUAAUAAUGUUAUGAGUAAUUGAGUACAUUUCACAUAUAAAUGUUAGACCUUAAGUUCAUAGCGAGUAAUAUGAAUAUUGUAUAUAAUUACAAAAAUAACACAUUCUACCCCAAAAUAUGUAUGUCCAUACAAUGUAUUUUUUAUUAUUAGUUUGGAAUUAAAUUAGCUCUCAGUACUUGA